UUUAGCAGUAGAUGUAGACUAGAGCUCAGACGGGGGAAAAAAAUAUCCAGUGCAAUGUCCCUUUAAAACUUCUGACAAAAGCCCAUAUGAUCCCUGAGCUCCAAUCACCAAUUCCUACUGCAAAAGCAGCCUCUGCAUUUUUGUCUGCCUGAAUGCUGCUAGCACGGCGAAAAAAACAGCGAGGGGAAGGAAAACUGAAGAAAUGUGAAAAUCCAACGUACUAUUAGAUGGCGAGCGGAAGUCCUGCGCAAACGGAGUUAUUCGCAGACUCCUUCGAUGCUACAGACCUCGGAUCAAAAUGUGGAGAGGAGUGCUGCUGAGUUCUUUCUGCUGGAGGAUGCAGCGCUGCACUUCCCUCAUUUAAUGGACAGGCAUCUCUACCAGCCUCAGGUUUCCUCCCACAAGGACGUGCUGGGUGACCACAUCCCCUACUUCCAGGCCCUCAUCUUCCAGAGUCGACCGCUGCACUGCAUAAACCUGGCCUUUCAGUUGCUAAGUAUCCAAAUCCUGAACAUCAUCUGUAUCUCCAUCUUCGAAGUCCUACAAGUUUCACUUGUGCUCCAGAUGAGUUCCUGCCACAAGCUACUUGGGUCCAAUGAGAUGGCAGACACGGAAGGGCAGGGUACUGCCUCGUCCAAUCAGAUGUACAAGAUGAAGGAGCUUGAGAAGAUGUACACACAGCAAGGAAAUGGUACAUUCUCAUUGCUUGACAGUAGGGUCAGUAGGGAAGUCACGCAGACACAUUCAUCUAGCAUCCACUCCAGCCCUCAAGCCAAACACUUCUACAAAAAAGAUGACAGUGGAGGGGGAGUGGCUAGUGGAGGAGGGCGGGGGUUAUGCACAAUGGAGGGAGGACCCAGUCUAAAUGAAGCGGGAUCCCGGGAUAGUUCGGUCUCCUUUAACAGAGAGCAGAUUAUCGUGGAGGUCAACCUCAAUAACCAGACUUUGAAUGUUUCUAAAGGGUCCGAUGGCAAGGGUGUCACUUCAAGUACCUCAUCCCUUCUCAUUCACCGUCACGCCAAUCUUUCCACUGCGGUGGAGGGUAAGGAGCAAGACGAUAAUGAAGAUGUUGGCGAGGAUGAAGAAGAAGAGUAUGAACACAGAAAGGAAGGGAUGGAAAAUUGCAGUGAUGAGGACGAUGAAGAUGAAGAAGAGAAUGAUCUCAACAUUCCAGAAACAGGAUGCACUAGCGUGGAAAGAUGCUGUGCCUUGAGAAUACCAACAGACGCCAUCGGCAUGAGACAGACGCUAAUUGACUCUACACUAGGGGAGGGGAGGAAGAGAAGGAAAGAGCAGGAGAGUCUGGGGCAGAAGGUGAAGCUAGAAGAAAAGCAGCACUUUUCUUGCAAGAAAUGCCCUCGUAUUUUUAACAACCGCUGGUACUUGGAGAAGCACAUGAACGUCACCCACAACCGCAUGCAGAUCUGCAAUAAAUGCGGCAAGCGCUUUUUACUGGAGAGCGAGUUGCUGCUUCACCAUCAGACAAACUGUGAGAAAAACAUACAGUGCGUGACUUGUGGAAAAGCCUUUAAAAAGCUGUGGUCUUUACACGAACACAACAAGAUUGUCCACGGAUAUGCAGAGAAGAAGUUCUCUUGUGAAAUCUGUGAAAAGAAGUUCUACACCAUGGCACAUGUCCGGAAACACAUGGUUGCUCACACUAAGGACAUGCCGUUCACUUGUGAAACGUGUGGGAAAUCCUUCAAACGCAGCAUGUCUCUUAAAGUGCACUCUCUUCAGCACUCUGGAGAAAAGCCCUUCAAGUGUGAGAACUGCAGUGAGAGAUUCCAGUACAAAUACCAGCUGAGGUCACACAUGAGCAUCCAUAUCGGACACAAGCAGUUCAUGUGCCAGUGGUGUGGGAAAGACUUCAAUAUGAAGCAGUACUUCGAUGAACACAUGAAGACCCACACUGGAGAGAAACCAUAUAUCUGUGAGAUCUGUGGAAAGAGCUUUACGAGCCGGCCCAACAUGAAACGGCACCGCCGCACUCACACUGGCGAGAAGCCGUACCCCUGUGACGUGUGCGGACAGCGUUUCCGCUUCUCCAACAUGCUCAAAGCCCACAAGGAGAAGUGCUUCCAGGUCAGCAACCCCAUGGUAUCUGAUACCACCAACCUUGUGGACCUGGACCCUACGUCAACUGAUAUGGACACCCCAGCCAAUCAGUUAACCAGCCACCCUGUAACUCCUCCCGGUGAGGCGUCCAGUCUCCACCAGGUCAAGUCGCUCUCGCUACCCUUCAUCCACUCUAUUGUAGGUCUUCCAUCUCCCCCGGGCCUGUUUUCCACUGAAAGGGUUAACUCCGGUAACAACUAGUUUUGAAUAUAAGGUUGAGGUUAUCUUGAUUUGUUUCUUUUCUGAAACCCAAAGCUAGCAGUAGCUCCCCAUGAGCUUUUUGAUUCACAUCCAAUGUCAAUCACUCUCAUUGGGGUUUCCAAACACGCUGAGUGAGGUCUAAGACUUCCAGCGGGUGUUUGAACAGUGUGUGACACUGAAUAUUCCUUUUAAACUGUGCAAAUUUUCACUUAUCUUAUUCUCAUAGAGAUAUUUUAUAUACUGUUCAAAUAAGCUUCUCGUAUUACAGAAAUACAACAAAUGUUCUCAUUAUUUUUGUUGUUGUUUAAUGCAUUUUUCGUGAGCUGCAGGAUUAGAAUUUAGUAUCGCAUUUCACAUGCUCUUGCCGUAGACUUUAAUGCUUUGCCGGUUAUAUAUAACAGGUUGAGGUUCUCAUUAGCUGCUGUAUGAAAUAUAGAUGCAUACUGAACUCACAGCAGAGGGCGCUGUGGGACAUGAGCGUUGCGAAGUUUCGGAGCAGCUCUUCAGCCAAUAAAAGGUGUAGCAGCUGUGUCCCCCUGCCAUAACCAAAUCCAGAUGUAUUCCAGUAACCAAAUCCUGUUAGCUUAUAUGUUAUUACUGAAUAUGAAAUGUAUAAUCACUACAGCACCUUAUUUUUAAUCAUAGAAGUAUUUAUAUUGUCCUGUCUUCUUCGUAUCCUGAAAGAUGAAAGUUUUGCCACAUGGACUCUUCUGCAUAUUUGCAGAGGUUUGUUUUUUGAAGCGUCUGUGCAGGGCACAGGUGGGACGAAUGGUUUUUGUCAAAGGAAAUAUGUAGCAAAGGCACUUCAGAAUAAUCAAUGUUUGAGGCUUGCUUAAAGGAGUAAUUCACCCCAAAAUGAAAAUUUGCUGAGAAUUUACUCACAAUCAGGCCAUCCAAGACGUAGAUGAUUUGGUUUUGUAAAUUUAGCUUUACAUCACUUGCUCACCAGUGGGUUCUCUGCAGUGAAUGGGUGCCGUCAAUCCAAACAGAUGGUUAAAAACAUCAUAGUAAUCCACAUGAUUGCAGUCUAUCAAUUAACACUUUCUGAAAUGAAAACCCUGUGUUUGUGAGAAAUAAAUCCAUCAAUAAGGCCUUUUUACUUUAAAUUGUUGCUUCUUGCCAAAAUAUGGACUGGCUUCUUGCCAUAAUAAUAUCCAUAAUAAUACUUCCCCCAGUGAAAAAGUCCAUCCCGUGUUGUCCUCACACACUAAAUCCAACAACAUAUUUAUUUAGAGCUUUUUAUUUGAUCUGUGCUUAUUUCUCUCCUGAUUCAGGCGAGAUGGGUUUUUUUCCACUGGAGACAUUAAUAUUAAGAAUAGAGGACUCAUAUUUUAGCCCCAAAAACUGUUUGAAGUUAAAAAUGUCUUGAUGAAUUUGUUUCUUACAACCAUGCAGUUUUUUGCUUUACAAGACAUUUUUAUCAAUUGUUUCUCAUUCUGACGGCACCCAUUCACUUCAGAGGAUCCACUGGUGAGCAAGUGACGAAGUGCAAAAUUUCUUAAAAUCUGUUCAGAUGAAGAAACAAAC
Molecule: messenger RNA, 3846 nt
Organism: Carassius carassius (crucian carp)
Lineage: Eukaryota; Metazoa; Chordata; Actinopteri; Cypriniformes; Cyprinidae
Gene: zbtb47b
Product: zinc finger and BTB domain containing 47b
Exons: 6
Coding region: 277-2319 (680 amino acids)
Biological process (GO): regulation of transcription by RNA polymerase II
Cellular component (GO): nucleus
Molecular function (GO): RNA polymerase II cis-regulatory region sequence-specific DNA binding; DNA-binding transcription activator activity, RNA polymerase II-specific
Source: RefSeq, a predicted model, not a curated record